UGCGCAAGAGUUUAUAAACAAAACCGGUGUCUCCUAGUGGACAGUCAGUGGCCGACAAGCGUCUCGAGCGUUGUACUUAUACGACAAAAAAUUUAACACUCUGCUAUCAACGUAACAUAAUAAUCAUCUUAAAAAACAUGGAGAAGCUGUGCCUUUUUUUCGUAAUUGCUCUUUUCGCAUCCGCUCUGGGACAAGACGUACAAAAUCCAGAUGACUUAGAAGAUAGAUACGGUUUCCAAAAUUGGUUCCCAGGCCAGCAAAGGCCAAACCCACUGCCUCAAUUCCCUGGCCAGAAUCAGUUCCCUGGACAAAAUCAAUUUCCUGGCCAGUUCCCAGGUCAGAACCAAUUGCCAGGUCAGAACCAGUUCCCAGGUCAGAACCAGUUCCCAGGUCAGAACCAAUUCCCAGGUCAGAAUCAAUUCCCCGGUCAGAAUCAGUUCCCAGGUCAGAAUCAGUUCCCGGGUCAGAACCAAUUCCCCGGACAGAAUCAAUUCCCAGGUCAGAACCAGUUCCCCGGAUUUACAACUCAGAGACCACAAACAACUACAUCUUCCAGUAGCACCACAACUAUGUCGCCAUCUCAGCGUCAAUGCAUCAGCUCUUGUCCUGUGACAGCUGAAUACAACCCUGUCUGUGGAUCCGACGGUGUCACUUACACCAACCCUGGCAGGUUGACCUGUGCCCAAAUGUGUGGCGUUUCUGUGAACCUUCAAAGGUCAUCGCCCUGCCCCACCCCGCCACCAACCGUUGACGGCGUCCCGCAAACGCAAACCAAUUAAUUUAUUAUUUUAAUUUUAUAAUAGGACUGAAAUAAUUAUAACUUAAAAUAUUUUUGACAAUG
Molecule: messenger RNA, 841 nt
Organism: Spodoptera exigua (beet armyworm)
Lineage: Eukaryota; Metazoa; Arthropoda; Insecta; Lepidoptera; Noctuidae
Source: the annotation of a GenBank genome assembly